AACAAAUGACUCAACUAUUUCGUAAAUUGAGAUAGAACUAGAGAAUAUCCAGAUGUAAUCAGAGGUGGAAUGAAUUCCAUGUACACCAUAUCACCAGAAUAAAAUAAAAUUAUAAAAAAGUUGAAUUAAAACAACUGAUACAGAGUGAAAUAAUAAAAACAAUAGGGAUGAUGAAAGCUCUUCAUGGUAUUCUAAUAUGCUGUGUUUUAUGGGUACCUUCAAUAGAUGGGCAACUGACUAUUCAGAGGGUGAACUUUACUGCUGGAGAGGAUGAAAUAAAGAACACAGAGAGAACUGAAACAGGAAUACCUACAUCAGUUACAGAUACAACCACUCUGGAACCUGAAGUGGAAGGGCCGACAAUCUUAGGGAUCACACUGAAGGGAUGUACGCAAAAAUGUACGACAUUUGAUUUGAAGAAUAACUGCAAAUUACCAAGGUCAGAACAAUCAAAAACCCGUGGAUGCUUUUGUGAUGCGUACUGUAUUCAAUACGGGGACUGUUGCUACAAUUAUGAAGAAAUAUGCAUCAUGCAUGUUCCUACAACUGCAGGUGAAACGCCCGAAGAGCCCAGAGAGGAGCCAAUUGAAAUUCAACCAUUCAUAGGGUUUUCAGAUCCAGUUGACAAUGGCAACAACAAUGAAUUUGAAAAUAACAUCAAGACCAGAACUGGUAAAUUGACUAACUUGGUAAAGUGCGUAAAUGUUAAAUGGAGGGGUUCAUAUGAGAAACUAAUUUCUCCAAACAUUUAUGUAAUAUCUCACUGUCUUGGUGACCAUCCUUUGAAAGACGAUUGUGAGAAUGAUAACAAAACAGAUAUAAGCCAUAGGAUUUUAGUCUCAAACAGUGAAAAAACUCAGGUGUAUAAGAACAUGUUUUGUGCACAGUGUAAUGACUUGGAAAUUGCAGAAACAAACAUCUGGCAGCCACAUUUCAAAUGUAAGGAAAAUGUAGAAGCCAAACUGGAUGAACUAAUGAAAGAAAGAAGAGUUGUGGAAUAUUUCAAUGUUCUUUCUGAUAAUUGCACAACAGAAUAUGAUCCAAUAGACCUUGAUGCAUUAGAGCAAAAUCUAUGUACAGAAGAUGUUGAAGAUUCAUGUAGUGCAGAUAUAAUUCAAACAGGGAAUUAUACAGUAAGACAAUAUGAGACACUGGAGCAUGUAUGCAGAAAUUAUAGGUCAGAUGUCAAGAGAAAAAUCUCUUUUGAAAUGAGAGUUUACAAAAAUGAACACUGUGCUUUGUGCAAUGGUGAACUGCUAUCUGAGUUAAACUGUAAGAGCACGGAAGAAUUUGCCAACAAUAAAGACGGACCGGGGAUGGACCUUGCGAAGUUUACAAGUUUUGCGCUUCUUAUCGACUUUAGCAGUGGAGGAAUGCGAGUGAUGACUGAUGAUAAAAAUGUCAUUCAUGUUGAAUGUCUUGAUGAACUGAAAUAUCAACCAGAUUCCACAGAUUGCCUGAACUACACCAAUAAUGAGACAACACAGGGGAAUUUCACCAAAAAUGAAACGAUGUCUGGAGACACACAAAAUAUUCUCAUGCUAGUUGAACAGUACUUAACAGUGAUAGGAACAAGCUUGUCAAUAAUUGCUCUGUUCAUCACUAUAUGUGUAUAUAUUGCUCUACCAGGUCUAAGAAACAUCCCGGGAUUGUGCACAAUGAACCUUUCCAUUGGUUUAUUAAUUGCCCAGUUGUUGUUUCUCAUUAGUCCAUAUGGUGUUGAGAUUGCCAGUCUUUGUAAGGCUCUGGCUGCCAUUCAGCAUUAUGCUUGGUUGGCAGCUUUUUCCUGGAUGAGCACUAUGGCCUUCAUUGUUUGUCGGACAUUCAGCACUAUGAGCAGAGUGGGAGCACCAGGUCAGGUCAAGUUUGCCCCAUAUCUCAUAUACAACUGGGGGAUACCUGUGCUUGGGGUGUGCAUUUGUCUUGUAAUUGAUUUAGUCACUGAGUUAGAGUUUCACUAUGGAGGAACUUUCGCUUGUUGGAUUGUUGGGGACAGGGCACUAAUAUACUCAUUUGCUAUCCCAAUUGGUUGUGUCCUUGUAGCUAAUAUAAUCCAGUUUGCAAUCACUGUAUAUCAUAUACAAAAGGCAGCCAACGUGGCUAAACAAGCUACAUCUUCAAAUGGUGACAAGGCAAGAUUUCUGGCUUAUGUAAAGUUAACAUCCAUUAUGGGGUUCACAUGGAUCUUUGGAUUCUUGGGCAGUUUCCUCAAGUCUCAGGUCCUCUUUAUUCUAUUCAUUGUGUGUAACACUCUUCAAGGGGUCUUCAUCUUAUUCUCCUUCAUUUUAUCAAGCAGAACUAAGAAAUUGUGCAUGAAGAGACUGAACAAUGAGUCUGCUUCUGUGGUAACCAGGUCAAGUGACUAUGAGAAAUCAAGUACAAAACUAUAGUCUAAUGAAACGAAUCUCUAAUGAUGCUUGAGUAUUGCGACAUAACAAAUAUUGUAACUAAUUUUAAAUUCUAAAUUAUUGUUAAAAAUGUAUGUAAAUAUAUAAUAUAUUUCAAUGAAAAACUCACAUUGUGGUGAAAUUUUGAUUAAAAAAUGUGCAAUAAUAAAAACCUUUUGGCAAUGAUGAAUGUUAUUAUAUGUGCAUGUUUCUAAUA
Molecule: messenger RNA, 2604 nt
Organism: Owenia fusiformis
Lineage: Eukaryota; Metazoa; Annelida; Polychaeta; Sabellida; Oweniidae
Source: the annotation of a GenBank genome assembly